Dothidotthia symphoricarpi CBS 119687 is the source of this 6466-nucleotide messenger RNA. Its product is annotated as acetyl-CoA synthetase-like protein. The transcript is spliced from 4 exons. The coding region runs from base 194 to 6004 and encodes 1936 amino acids. Gene Ontology annotation, cellular component: cytosol. NCBI's taxonomy places the organism in Eukaryota, Fungi, Ascomycota, Dothideomycetes, Pleosporales, Dothidotthiaceae. The record is from RefSeq and is a predicted model, not a curated record.
GCUCCCACCAGGCGCGCAGCCUUCACGAAUCACGACGCAGCGCAUCCAGCAAUUCCUCGCAGCCCUCACCCGCGCAGUCGCUGCUGAGCGCCGCCCCAGCUCCCCGUGCCGCCGCGUCUGAUAUGUCGCGACCAGCCGCCACCUGACCCUGCCACGCUCCGCAACCACCGCCGCCCGCCCCAGUGCCUCCGCCAUGGCCGACCUGAACCAGGAGCUGCAGACGCGGCUCCAGGCACUGGACCACGAGCUGGAAGAGGGCGACAUCACGCACAAGGGGUACGAAAAGCGCCGGACGCUGCUGCUGUCGCAGUUCCUGGGCCCCGAGUACUCGGCCCAGCUGCAGAACGACGUGCAGCCCAGGGCCUCCGCCGACACCGAGCACGACGGCGCCGCCGACCGCCACGCAUCCUUCGCCGCCCUCUCGUCGGCCGCCGCCCCGCCCACGCUCGACCUCCCACGGCCCGACUCGUACUAUGGCGACCCGGGCGCGCCCGCAGCGGCACCCGCGCCCUACGCCGAAGCGCUGCCAGGCACCAGCACCAUGGCCAGCGCGCCCUACGCAGCCUCGCCGGCGGGCACCAGCACCAUGGGGAGCGCCCAGCAGUACAUGGCCUACCCGCCCAGCCAGGUCGGGCGCUUCCAGGAGAAGCAGCUGGGCAUCCGGACCAGCUCCCUGCUACAGCAGCAGCCGCCGUCGCGGAACAGCGAGACGUUCCUGACCCGCCCCCAGACGCCCGAGAGCUACUCGUACUCGCGCGAAGGCACCAUGAUGGACUCCAACUUCGCCUUCAACCCCGACACCCAGCCGGGCUACGACGGCUACGGCACGCCCGGGGAGGCCAGCCGGAGAAGCACCAUGCUGGACGUCCACCAGGGCUACUUCUCCGACUUCACCGGCCAGCAGAUGCAGGACCAGCGCGACUCGUACGGCGGGCCGAGUCGCUACUCGGUGGGCGACGCCUUCUCGCCCACGGCAGCUAUCCCUCCCCCCAUGAUGCAUCCUGCCGAUCUGCCCGCGGGCGUCGUCGAGACACAGCUCCCCCUCGAGCCGCGCGACCUCCCCUUCGACGUCUACGACGGGCACAAUACGAACGUUCAAAUGUCAAAGUUCGACAACAUCGGCGCUGUGCUGCGUCAUCGCGGGCGCGCCCAGCCACGGCAGACGGCCUUCUGGGUCCUCGACGCAAAGGGCAAGGAGACGGCGUCCAUCACCUGGGACAAGGUGGCGAGCCGGGCCGAAAAGGUCGCCAAGGUCAUACGCGACAAGAGCAACCUGUACCGCGGGGAUCGCGUGGCGCUGGUGUACCGCGACGUCGAAGUCAUCGAGUUUGUCGUUGCGCUGCUGGGCUGCUUCAUCGCGGGCGUUGUCGCAGUCCCCAUCAACAGCGUCGACGACUACCAGAAACUCACCCUUCUCCUUACCACCACCCAAGCCCACCUGGCCCUGACGACGGACAACAACCUCAAGACGUUUCACCGCGACAUCAGCCAGAACAGACUCAAGUGGCCCAGCGGCGUGGAGUGGUGGAAGACGAACGAGUUUGGGAGCCAUCACCCGAAGAAGCAAGAUGACACACCAGCCCUGCAGGUCCCUGAAGUCGCCUAUAUUGAGUUUUCGCGCGCUCCAACCGGCGACCUGCGGGGUGUCGUGCUCAGCCACCGAACCAUCAUGCACCAGAUGGCCUGCAUCAGCGCCAUGGUCACGACGAUACCCACUGGGCACGACAACGCAGACACAUUCAGCUCAACGCUGCGAGAUAAGAAUGGAAAAUUCAUCGCGCCUCCUCCCCGGUCAUCACCCACUGAAGUAAUUCUCAGCUAUCUCGAUCCACGCGAGAGUGCGGGCCUCAUCCUCAGUGUAUUGUUUUCAGUCUAUGGUGGGCACACGACAGUCUGGUUAGAAUCAGCUACCAUGGAGACGCCAGGCUUAUACGCACAUCUCAUUACUAAAUAUAAGACGACUAUCAUGGUCUCAGACUAUCCGGGCUUGAAGCGCGCUGCUUAUAACUAUCAACAGGAUCCGCUGGCUACGAGGAACUACAAAAAGAAUACGGAGCCCAACUUUGCCCCGGUCAAGAUUUGCUUCAUCGACACACUUACGGUCGAUUGCGAGUUUCACGAAAUUCUUGGAGACAGGUGGUUUCGACCAAUGAGGAAUCCCAGAGCGCGGGAGCUCAUCGCGCCCAUGCUAUGUCUACCCGAACACGGCGGUAUGAUCAUAUCCGUGCGUGAUUGGCUCGGCGGCGAAGAGCGCAUGGGUUGCCCAUUGAGCAUAGAGGAGGAGGAUCCGUACGACGAAGACAAGAAGAUCGAAGAAUCAGGUGCACCCAACGGCUACUCUAGUCUCAUCGGAGGCGGUGGAGCUGCAAAUACGAAAAAGAACAAGCAAAAGAAGGGGCGCAACGAGCUGACGGAGAUUCUGUUGGAUAAAGAAGCGUUGAAGAUGAACGAAGCAGUGGUGCUUGCCAUAGGGGAGGAAGCAAGCAAACGUGCCAACGAGCCAGGCACUAUGAGAGUCGGCGCUUUUGGAUAUCCUAUCCCGGAUGCAACGCUUGCUGUGGUAGACCCUGAGACCAAUCUGCUAUGCUCCCCCUAUUCCAUAGGCGAGAUAUGGGUAGACUCGCCGUCGCUUUCUGGUGGGUUCUGGCAACUGCAGAAGCAUACCGAGUCGAUCUUCCACGCUCGCCCGUAUCGUUUCGUCGAGGGGAGCCCAACCCCGCAGCUACUCGAGCUGGAGUUUCUUCGUACCGGACUCCUCGGCUGCGUUGUACAAGGCAAGAUCUUCGUCUUGGGAUUGUAUGAAGACCGCAUUCGACAACGGGUAGAAUGGGUUGAGCAUGGUGUGCUAGAGGCCGAACAUCGAUACUUUUUCGUACAGCAUCUCGUCACUAGUAUCAUGAAGUCGGUCCCUAAGAUCUAUGAUUGCUCGGCUUUUGACUCGCAUGUAAACGGUGAGUAUCUGCCGAUCAUACUUAUUGAGACGCAGGCGGCAUCGACUGCCCCUACAAAUCCAGGUGGCCCGCCACAACAGCUCGACAUCCCCUUCCUAGACUCGUUGUCAGAACGAUGCAUGGAGGUGCUGUACCAGGAACACCAUCUGCGAGUGUACUGUGUGAUGAUCACUGCGCCCAAUACUCUCCCGCGCAUUAUUAAGAACGGCCGACGGGAGAUUGGAAACAUGCUGUGCCGACGAGAAUUUGACAAUGGCUCUCUACCUUGCGUCCAUGUCAAGUUUGGAAUCGAACGGUCUGUCCAAAACAUUGCUCUUGGCGAUGACCCUGCGGGAGGCAUGUGGUCGUACGACGCAUCCAUGGCGCGUCAAAACUACCUGAUGCUCCAAGACAAGCAAUACUCUGGAGUUGACCACCGAGAGGUUGUCAUUGACGAUCGUACUUCGACACCGCUAAACAAAUUCUCCAAUAUUCAUGAUUUGAUGCAGUGGCGAGUGUCACGACAGCCCGACGAACUUGCGUACUGCACCGUCGACGGCAGAGGCAAAGAGGGAAAAGGCGUCAACUGGAAAAAGUUUGAUCAAAAAGUUGCGGGUGUGGCGAUGUAUCUCAAGAAUAAGGUCAAGAUACAGGCUGGCGAUCAUCUACUGCUGAUGUACACGCACUCCGAGGAGUUUGUGUAUGCGAUCCACGCCUGUUUCGUUCUGGGAGCUGUCGCAAUCCCCAUGGCGCCCAUCGAUCAGAACCGGCUGAACGAAGAUGCGCCUGCAUUGCUCCACAUCCUGUCAGACUUCAAAGUCAAGGCCAUCCUAGUCAAUGCAGACGUGGAUCAUAUGUUGAAGGUCAAGCAAGUGUCCCAGCACAUCAAGCAGUCGGCAGCCAUUCUCAAAAUCACUGUGCCGGCUACAUACAAUACUACCAAGCCACCCAAGCAAUCAAGCGGUUGUCGUGAUCUCAAGCUGACCAUACGACCUGCUUGGGUACAAGCGGGCUUUCCCGUCUUGGUGUGGACAUACUGGACACCGGACCAGCGACGGAUUGCUGUGCAACUGGGUCACAGCCAAAUCAUGGCGCUUUGUAAGGUGCAGAAGGAGACUUGUCAGAUGACGAGCACACGACCGGUCCUCGGAUGUGUCCGAAGCACAAUCGGGCUCGGAUUUGUCCACACAUGCGUCAUGGGGGUGUUUCUUGCCGCUCCUACUUAUCUAGUGUCGCCCGUUGAUUUUGCGCAAAAUCCCAACAUUCUUUUCCAGACCCUGGCAAGGUACAAGAUCAAGGAUGCGUAUGCAACCAGCCAAAUGCUGGACCACGCUAUUGCACGUGGUGCCGGCAAGACGAUGCCACUUCAUGAGCUGAAGAACCUCAUGAUUGCGACCGAUGGCCGUCCGCGUGUUGAUGUUUAUCAGAGAGUUCGCAUGCACUUCCAGCCAGCCAGCCUUGAUAAAACGGCGAUCAAUACUGUCUACUCACACGUUCUAAAUCCCAUGGUAGCGUCAAGGUCGUACAUGUGCAUUGAGCCAAUUGAACUGCAUCUCGACGUUAACGCUCUGAGACGAGGCCUUAUCCUCCCAGUAGACCCGGAUCUGGAGCCAAACAGUCUGUUAGUCCAAGACUCUGGUAUGGUUCCAGUCAGUACACAGAUAGCCAUUGUCAAUCCCGAAACGAACCAGCUAUGUCUGGUCGGCGAGUACGGAGAGAUCUGGGUACAGUCUGAAGCAAAUGCGCACAGUUUUUACGGCUCGAAAGAACGACUUGACGCGGAGCGGUUCAACGGCAGGACUGUUGACGGAGAUCCGAAUGUAAGAUAUGUUCGUACUGGAGACCUUGGCUUCCUACACAACGUCACUCGACCCAUUGGGCCCAACGGCGCGUCUGUCGAUAUGCAGGUGCUCUUUGUACUUGGCAGCAUCGGAGACACGUUUGAAGUCAACGGGCUGAACCACUUCUCCAUGGAUAUCGAGCAGUCUGUGGAACGUUGCCAUCGGAACAUUCUGCCCGGAGGCUGGUAUGUCCAAGUCCUGACCCAACUAGGUUAUGCAAUUGCUGACACCGUGCACAGUGCUGUUUUCCAAGCUGGUGGCUUGGUAGUCGUGGUUGUGGAGAUUUUCCGCCGCAACUUUCUCGCCUCCAUGGUUCCAGUCAUCGUCAAUGCAGUUCUAAACGAGCAUCAACUCGUGAUCGACAUUGUUGCCUUUGUCAUCAAGGGCGACUUCCACCGCUCACGCCUGGGCGAGAAGCAGCGUGGCAAGAUCCUCGCUGGGUGGGUGACACGCAAGAUGCGUACAAUCGCGCAAUACAGCAUUCGUGACCCCAAUGGCGCGGACAAUCAAAUCACAGAAGAGCCAGUGGGUCGUGCAAGCACCAGUACAUUCAUGCGAAACAGCAUCGGCGGCCCAGGCAGCAUGAAGAGCCCCUCUCUGCACGGUGCUGGUAGCACACUUGGCAUGACCGCCCAGAUGAACCAUCUGCAAAUGCAGAUGAACGCCCAGGAACUGGCGGCACAGUCGCAAUUCGCGGCGGCCCCUGCUGACUCGCUCGGACACGCGAGUUAUCAGCCAUCGAUCCCUGGCAUGAGCCCAGGCCCAUUUCACAACGGAAACGACAUAACGCCUACAGAGGAAAGGAUGAGGUUUCCACCGCACUUAGAGGAGCAUGCUCCAUUGAACUACUUGCCCGUCGACAGAGCGGGUGUCUUUGAUGAUAACCCCGGGGUUGGGACAGAGUAUGUGCAGCCGCAGGAUUUCAACUACUUGCCACAGCAGCAGUAUGCCGCUCCAAGCGCUCCACUGCCCAAUAUUCUACGCGCGGGGCCUAUGGAAGAGAGGGGCUAUGCACCGGAACCGACCUUCUAUAGCUACCAGGACCAAGAAGCUGCUGAUGACCAGCAAGGCGAUGGCCGCUGGCAGACGCAGGAUAGCGAUUAUGGCUAUGGCGGCGGGGGCGGUGGAGGAGGUCUGAGAGUUGCGAACCGGGAUUCGGGCGACUCGAACGACUCAUGGACGAAGGAUGCAUUAAACGGCCUGAAUUUUGCUGGGUCGCAAGCGCGACGGUAGGAAGGGAUAUCAUUUUUUGGACUGGCAUGGGUUGGGGUCUUCGCGAUGGGUUCAGUGUUUCAUGCCGAUAAGAUUGAGGUCUUGUAUGUUGUGAACUAGCUGUCUGGGGAGUGCCACUAGCUGGAUGAGGUGGUGAAGGAGUCGGAGCGUCGGUGAAGCCUUUCUGGAUGGAUAAAUCAGUCUUGGCCAAGACGCUGGACCUCGGACAUGAGGUGAACUGAAUGCAUAAGAAUACUGCUAUGAUGCAGUCGCUUCUUAUUAUUCGCAUUACCAAUACGCAUUUUAUAUCACACAGGGAAGGGUAGUUCCAGAAACCUUCGAGAAAAGCACCAGAGUGGUUGUACACUACCGUUUGCAAGUUCUUGAUCUCACGGAGCUCGCAUGUGAGAACAGCUCGAGUGUCGCUUACUGCCCACUGCUCGCCGGUGGUCUGGUCCAUGUCAAGGAUUUCGGUGACUACUG